Aphis gossypii (cotton aphid) is the source of this 1480-nucleotide messenger RNA. RefSeq names its product dehydrogenase/reductase SDR family member on chromosome X-like. The record is from RefSeq and is a predicted model, not a curated record. Bases 249 to 1226 code for a protein of 325 amino acids. NCBI's taxonomy places the organism in Eukaryota, Metazoa, Arthropoda, Insecta, Hemiptera, Aphididae. The transcript is spliced from 6 exons.
AUUGGCUAAUUGGCUUUCGUAGUUUGAUUUAUACGAAGAAAUUUCUCCGGUGAAAAGAGAAAGUUUUUGUAUUAAUAACAGCAAUACGCCAAUACAGCAUAAAACUAAUAAUUUAUAGUAAUACAAUUAUUAACUUACUAAAAUAACAUGGUGUAUUCUCAGUGAUAAAAGUCAAAACUUACCAAUACUUAUAGAGAUUGUUAUUUAACAUAAUAUUUUAUUAUUUACAAAAGUACAAUAAACAAAAAAUGUUUCAAAUUCUGCUAACUUAUUUUAAAAUAAUACAAUACCAAAUUUGUUAUUAUUUUUUGGGGAUAUUUGCCGUUCUUGAUGAUUUAAAAAAUCGAGAUAAAAAUAAGUUAGAAAUAAUCAGCAAACCAGGAAAAGUAGCUGUUAUUACUGGAGGUGCUCGAGGCAUUGGCUUGGAAGUAGUUAAGAAAUUAGUCCAAUGUGAGAUGCAUGUUAUAAUUGGAUGCCGCAAUGUGAAAGCAGGUCAAAGAAUAAUCCGACAGCAUAUUACUUCUAAUGCAUCUAUUGAAAUUUAUGAACUUGAUCUUAAAUCAUUUACUUCUGUAAAAAGUUUUGCUCAACAAGUAUUACAAAAUCAUGAUCAAAUUCAUCUACUUGUAAAUAAUGCUGGUGUUAUGUUUGUACCAUUUGAACUCUGCGAGGAUGGUUAUGAAGCACAUUGGACUAUAAAUUAUCUGAGUCAUUUUUUACUAACAGAAUUAUUAUUACCCGCUCUAAAAAGGUCAAGUUCCACAAACGAGCAUGCAAGAAUAAUAAAUGUAUCAUCUUGUGCUCAUGAAGCUUCUCCUUUAAUCAAUUUUGGCUCAAUAAGUAACAGUCAUACUUAUAUUACAAACGCAGCUUAUGCAAAGUCUAAACUAGCUCAAAUAAUGUCAACUAAAUAUUAUAAUAAAAUAUUAGCAAAUACUAAUGUUCAAGCUUUUGCUGUACAUCCUGGUAUAGUAAAUACAGAGUUAUUUAAUGGAACAUUAUUGAAAAUGACAAUGCCAUGGAUAUUGAGCUACAUUUGCAAAACCCCAGAAGAAGGAUCACGAAGUGUUGUUUAUGCUUGUAUUUCUCCAAAAUUAGAAGGACGUGGUGGUUACUAUGCAAAUUGUCAAUCUGCAAAAAAUUUACCGUAUGCCGAUGAUGAAGAGACACAAAAAAAACUUUAUGAUACAUCCAUGGUUAUGAUCAAGCAUUUUUUAAUUGAUUGAUUUCAUAACUAUUUCAUAAUCUUUUAUUUUAUAUUUUAAAUUAUUUGUUUUUCAAUAUUAUAAAAGACUGAUUUAAUUUUCAUUAAUUCUGCUUGUAUUUAUUAUUUAUAUAUAUAAAAUAAAUUUAUUGUAGUAAAAUUAUAGUAUAAUUAACUAGUAUAAUACUUAACAAAUAUUAGUUAAUAAAUUAAAAAUAUCUAUUUGUUUUAUUAAUUAAAAACAUUAAGAUAAUAUAUUUUAUAUUUAUUUGUUAA